Messenger RNA from Tripterygium wilfordii, 806 nucleotides. RefSeq names its product heavy metal-associated isoprenylated plant protein 20-like. Gene Ontology annotation, molecular function: metal ion binding. The transcript has 3 exons. The record is from RefSeq and is a predicted model, not a curated record. Bases 114 to 575 code for a protein of 153 amino acids. NCBI's taxonomy places the organism in Eukaryota, Viridiplantae, Streptophyta, Magnoliopsida, Celastrales, Celastraceae.
UCACCCCCAACAUAGUUGUAUCCUUCAAACUCUCUCUAGUCUCUCCCACCUCGUCUUCUCCUUCUCUUUCUCACACAAUUUAGAAGGGAAAAAAAAACAGAAGCAGCAAAAACAUGGGUGUUCUGGACUCUGUUGCGGACUAUCUCUCAGACUUGUUCAUUGAAGCCAAAAAGGCCAGGAGGUCCAAGAAACGCAGACCCAUGCAGACAGUUGAAAUUAAAGUGAAAAUGGACUGCGAUGGCUGUGAAAGGAGAGUUAGACAAGCUGUUUCCAACAUGAAAGGUGCAAGAUCAGUGGAAGUGAACAGAAAACAGAGCAAAGUAACAGUGACUGGGUACGUGGAUCCAAACAAGGUGUUAAAGAAAGUGAGGAGCACAGGGAAGAGAGCAGAGUUGUGGCCUUAUGUGGAAUACAACUUGGUUGCAUAUCCAUACGUUGCUCAAGCUUAUGAUAAGAGGGCACCGUCUGGUUAUGUUAGGAAUGUUGUUCAAGCACUACCAAACCCUAAUGCACCAGAAGAGAAGCUCACUACACUCUUCAGUGAUGAAAAUCCUCAUGCAUGUUCAGUUAUGUAGGCAAAACAUAAUUCACCAUGUACGUAUGUAGAAGCUAGAGAUCUGCCAUAUAUGGAUUAAUUAGGCAUAUUAAGAUUUAUUAGUGAUAUUUUGUAUUGUGAGAUAGGCGUGUUGGGUUCUUUACAUAAUUUUGAUAUGUAGGUUUGUCAAAGAUAUUGUUAUAUAUUACUUUAAUAAUAGGGCUAUCUAUUUUGUGUAUAUUAGAAAAUUCGCUUAAACAUUACAAAUUAA